UCUCAUAUUUAUUUUAUUAUUUUCCUCAAUUUCCUUGUCACUCACUGAGGUUUCAUUCCCGCUGCAAUUUUGGCGGCAAAUGUUGAAGGAGCUUCAUGCAACUGAAACAUCGUCAUCAAUGGCGGAUGAGCCGCAACUCAUCAAGCCCAUAGGGAAGUCCGUCGUGCACAGAAUCUGCGCCGGCCAAGUCAUCCUCGACCUCUCCUCCGCCGUCAAGGAGCUCGUUGAGAACAGCCUCGACGCCGGCGCCACUGCCGUCGAGAUAGUUCUCAAGGACUUCGGCGAAGAUUCUUUCCAGGUCAUCGAUAAUGGUUCCGGCAUUUCCCCAAACAAUUUCAAGGUUCUUGCUUUGAAGCAUCAUACUUCAAAAUUGGCAGAUUUUCCUGAUCUUGAGUCUUUGACUACUUUUGGAUUCAGAGGUGAGGCACUGAGUUCGCUAUGUGCUUUGGGGAAUUUGAGCGUCGAGACAAGAACGAAGAAUGAGACAGUUGCAACGCACUUGACUUUUGACCAUUCCGGUCUGUUAGUUGCUGAGAAGAAGACUGCUCGCCAAGUUGGAACCACUGUCACAGUUAAGAAGUUGUUCUCGAAUCUUCCAGUUCGAAGCAAGGAAUUUAGCCGUAACAUACGCAAGGAAUAUGGCAAGCUGGUUUCUCUGUUGAAUGCAUAUGCCCUUAUUGCAAAAGGCGUUCGCUUUGUCUGCACCAAUACAACUGGGAAAAAUGUAAGGUCUGUGGUGCUUAAGACGCAAGGAAGUAACUCUCUUAAAGAUAACAUCAUCACGGUGCUUGGCAUGAAUACUUUCAGCUGCUUAGAACCAUUGACAAUAUGUAUAUCAGAUGGUUGCAAAGUUGAUGGUUUCAUCUCUAGGCCUGGGCAGGGUAGUGGACGGAAUUUGGGAGAUAGGCAGUAUCUUUUUGUGAAUGGUAGACCGGUGGAUAUGCCUAAAAUCAGCAAACUUGUCAACGAGUUAUAUAAAGGUGCAAACCCUAAACAAUAUCCCAUUGCAAUAUUGAAUUUUACCAUUCCUACAAGAGCAUAUGAUGUCAAUGUAACUCCUGAUAAAAGAAAAAUAUUUUUUUCUAAAGAAAGUGCCAUACUGCAAGCCCUGCGAGAGGGAUUACAACAAACUUAUUCUCCAAGUAAUGUCUCUUAUUCUGUUAAUAAAGUUGAGAAGCCGGAUGUCAAAGAAGACUGCAUUGAGUUGGGUUCUUCUCAUAGGAAAUCUCUUAUCAUAACAAAACCGUCAUCUCCAAAUAGUAGUCUUCCUGAGGAAGAACAUAAUAUUGAUUGUGAUGAUGAUGGUACUUCCCAGGAUGAGCACAAGGAGAAGAAUAAUACUGAGUGCAACAAUGAUAAAAUUUCUGAUGAUGAGCGUGAGGCGAGGCAUAUUACCGAUUCCAACAAUUUUGCUCAAUCUGUUAGUGGUGGUCAGGGGUCUCAUGUUGAAGCACUGAAAAUUCCUAACACUGAUAGAAGUAUAGUGGGCCAAGAAUUUACCCUUAGAGCACACAUCUCUUUAAAGGAUGACAAGAGUAGAAGACAGUUGACACACACUGGUAGUAUUAUGCCUGAUCAAGUUGCGGAUGUCUCAAGGCGAGUUGAGAGUGGGACCACUUCUAACAAAUAUUCGGCCAACCAAUCAAGACAUGUUCAGUCAACUCUUAACAAAUUUGUUUCUGUGAAUAAAAGAAGUCAUGAUGACAUCAUUACAGCCUUAUCUGAAGUACCUGUUCUUAGAAAUAAAGCUCCUCAGUGUCACCUCAGGACUGCAAAUGCUGAAACAAAUGACUCUAUUCCUAGAUCUGUUUAUUUUGACCAAAUUGAUGGAAAUGCUAAGGAGAUUGAGAUUGACUCUUUGCAGAAACUUAAUCCUGAUGACGUCAUCCACAAAAGUGAAAAUUCUGUUAGAAGUGACUGUACUGAUGGAGUGUGUAAAAUGGAAUUAGAUCAAGAGAAUAAUAAAGCUGAAAAAGCACCAAUAGCUCCUUCUAGCAAUGAUUUGAUCAAGACUACAGAUCAUACUUUAAACUCAGAUCCUCCAUUAUGUUCAGCUUCUGUACGGUUAGAUUCUUCUAAGUCUUCUGCUAAGAAGAUGUUCUCCAGCCUGCAAUUUUCCUUUCAGGACAUUAAGAAAAAGAGAGAGAAGAGGCUUGCUAUGUUGCAAUCCAGUGAAUAUAGAUGCAGAAAAAAUAGCAGCAAAAGUUGCUAUGCCGCUGCAACUUUAGAGCUUUCACAACCAGAAAUUGAAGAUCAGAAAGAAAGGGUUUUAGCUGCAGCAACUAUUGAGUUGGAAAGAUUUUUCAAGAAGGAAGACUUCAGUAGAAUGAAGGUGAUCGGCCAAUUCAAUCUUGGAUUUAUCAUAGCUAAAUUGGAUCAAGAUUUAUUUAUUGUAGACCAGCAUGCUGCUGAUGAGAAAUACAAUUUUGAGCGUCUCUCACAGUCAACCAUCUUGAACCAGCAGCCUUUACUUAGGCCAAUCAAAUUGGAGCUAUCCCCUGAAGAAGAAAUAGUUGCUACAAUGCAUAUGGACAUAAUCAGGAAGAAUGGCUUUACUUUGAUAGAAGAUCUAAAUGCACCACCUGGCUGCCGUUAUAAAUUAAAGUCCAUCCCUUUCAGUAAAAAUAUAGCCUUUGGAGUUGAAGAUGUGAAGGAGCUGAUUUCUACCCUGUCUGAUGAUCACGGGGAAUGUGACAUUGUUGGUAGUUAUAAAAUGGAUACAUCAGAUUCUCUUUGCCCGUCAAGAGUUCGCGCAAUGUUGGCAUCGCGUGCUUGUCGAUCAUCAAUCAUGAUUGGUGAUUCACUUGGAAGAAAUGAAAUGCAGAAGAUACUUGAGCAUUUGGCUGAGCUGAAAUCUCCAUGGAAUUGUCCCCAUGGCCGGCCAACCAUGCGGCAUCUAGUCGACUUGACAACAGUUCAUAAAAGGUCAGAAGUCAGAACUGAAAAUGCAGACUUAACAAUGGACUGAAUCUCUAAACUCCCAUUGCCAUAUUGGUUUAGUUCAGGGAGUUAUGUAACUUAUUUUUUGUACAAAAUUCUUGUUUACUAAUCUUUACUGUAAAAUUUAAUGAGGGGUCUAUCUUGAGUUUUUUUUUUUUUUCUUUUUCUUUUUGACAUUAGUAUGCUUGAUGGCUGAUGCUAUGCUUCUUAGUUCUUACUUUGAUGAUAGUUUCUGCAGUAGCUGCAUAACUUCUCAAUUGGCAUCUGUAAA
Arachis ipaensis is the source of this 3211-nucleotide messenger RNA. RefSeq names its product DNA mismatch repair protein (gene PMS1). Lineage: Eukaryota; Viridiplantae; Streptophyta; Magnoliopsida; Fabales; Fabaceae. Gene Ontology annotation, cellular component: MutLalpha complex. Gene Ontology annotation, molecular function: ATP binding; ATP-dependent DNA damage sensor activity; mismatched DNA binding. Gene Ontology annotation, biological process: mismatch repair. The record is from RefSeq and is a predicted model, not a curated record.